GACGGUCCAACCUUACCCAUCAUCUUUGCUAGGAUCCCUUUUCAUAUGGUGACGAGAAUAUUUGAGAAUUCAUUAAUGGAGGAGAUUCUGUGAAAGAUCCUUACUCCAUCAACUGACAAAACCCCCCUUCCUUUAUCUUUUUAUCUUGCUGUUCUGCAAUUCGACCAUACUUGAAUUCAUCCAUGACCAUGAAUUCUAUUUCUUUCAAAUGUUAUCAUCUUCCAUCCUCUAUCAAGGGUAGUAACGAUUCUUUCAGUUUUGAUUCAUCGAAAUCCAUAAUUCGAUUCAAUUUCGUAAACCCUAACCGUCGACGUAUAUCCUAUGAGAAUACCAUUUCACGAAGUUCAGUUGUCUGUUCUUCUUCAGACGAUGCAGCCGCCUCCGGUUCUGUACCUUCCGGGGAUAACAUCCCUAGCAACUUUUGCAUUAUAGAAGGACCAGAGACUGUUCAAGAUUUUGUUAAAAUGCAAUCGAAGGAAAUCCAAGACAAUAUAAGGAGUAGGCGAAAUAAGAUCUUCCUCCUAAUGGAAGAGGUACGAAGGUUAAGAGUGCAACAACGCUUAAAAAAUAUAAAACUCAAUGAGAGCAGCUCUGAGGACAACGAGAUGCCCGACAUUCCUUCUUCAAUUCCUUUUCUACCUUCGGUGACCCCGAAGACGUUGAAGCAGCUCUAUUUGACAAGUUUUUCGUUUAUAUCAGGAAUUAUAGUCUUCGGUGGCCUUCUUGCACCAAUUUUGGAGCUAAAACUAGGUGUGGGUGGCACCUCAUAUGAAGAUUUCAUAAGCAAUAUGCAUUUGCCUAUGCAACUGAGUCAGGUUGAUCCUAUCGUGGCAUCGUUUUCGGGUGGGGCAGUGGGUGUAAUUUCGACUCUGAUGCUGCUUGAAGCCAACAAUGUCAUGCAACAAGAGAAGAAAAGGUGCAAGUAUUGCCAUGGAACCGGGUACUUGGCUUGCGCUCGAUGUUCUUCCAGUGGCGUGUGCUUAAACAUUGAGCCGAUAUCUGUAUCAAAUGCUUCUGAUCGUCCAUUACGAGCUCCCACUACUCGAAGGUGUCUGAGCUGCUCCGGGGCAGGAAAGGUAAUGUGCCCGACGUGUCUUUGCACAGGAAUGGUAAUGGCGAGUGAACACGAUCAUCGUAUAGACCCAUUCGACUAAAGAGCCUUCUGUUAGAGCAAUGCUGGUCUAUAGCGGCAAACGGAUGUAUUUAUCGGGCUAACACUCAUAACGAUAAGUCGUAUAGCGGAUUGCUGUUUCGAUCACGGCAUAGGUGUUGAUGAACGUUCAUAUUUAUAUCCGUUUACCAAUAUGGUAAAACAAAGAUGCAUUUUAAACAUACUAGUUGUUCUGUAUGCGUGCGUAAAAUAAUGGGAUUUAAAAUUCUAGAGUAAAUUACAAAAUUGGUCCUUGUGGUUUAUAUCUAAUGAAAUAAGAUUUCAUUUACU
Cynara cardunculus var. scolymus (artichoke) is the source of this 1441-nucleotide messenger RNA. RefSeq names its product protein ORANGE-LIKE, chloroplastic-like. The record is from RefSeq and is a predicted model, not a curated record. Gene Ontology annotation, cellular component: chloroplast membrane. The transcript has 8 exons. Bases 183 to 1154 code for a protein of 323 amino acids. Lineage: Eukaryota; Viridiplantae; Streptophyta; Magnoliopsida; Asterales; Asteraceae.